ACUAUAGUAUUAUUGUGGGGUCCAUUAUUUUAGGGUUUUCUUAUUGCAGAUUUCUAUUUUACUUUUUCAUUCUUUUCCGAUCUACAGAUCUUCCAACCCUAUCUAUACGUCAAUUAUUUAUAUUCUUUCUCACGAAAUCAAAGUCUCCGGAGACGCGGGUGCGUAAUUCAGUAUGCAGGCAUCGAAGGCAAGGCUGUUCAAGGAGUACCAUGAGGUGCAGCGAGAAAAGAUUGCUGAUCCUGAUAUUCAACUAGUCUGUGAUGAAUCUAACAUUUUUAAAUGGACGGCUUUUGUCAAGGGUCCCUCUGAGACUCCUUACGAGGGAGGGGUGUUCCAGCUUUCCUUUUCUGUUUCGGAUCAGUAUCCUCUACAGCCUCCUCAAGUCCGGUUUUUGACAAAGAUAUUUCAUCCAAAUGUUCACUUUAAGACUGGGGAGAUUUGUCUGGAUAUCUUGAAAAAUGCUUGGAGCCCAGCUUGGACCCUUCAAUCUGUCUGUAGGGCUAUAAUUGCUUUGAUGGCCCAUCCAGAACCUGACAGCCCACUGAAUUGUGAUUCAGGCAAUCUUCUGCGUUCAGGCGAUGUUAGAGGCUACCAAUCCAUGGCAAGAAUGUACACAAGACUUGCAGCAAUGCCAAAGAAAGGCUGAAUGAUUUUGGAUAACUUGUUUAACAAGUUAACAAUAGAUACAGCAGCUAUUUGGUAUAAUAUUCAUUUGUUUGAAAUGUAUACAUUUUAAGACAUGAUAUUGAUUAUGUUGAUGUGUGUUAAAGUAAUAGUAGUGACUUGUACAGAUUGUAUCCGUGACUCCUUAUAUGUGGAUUCAUGCCGGAAUUGAGCUCAAAUAUAUUCCAAUAAUACCUUAAUUACUUUAGUUUUAAA
Molecule: messenger RNA, 879 nt
Organism: Vigna radiata var. radiata (mung bean)
Lineage: Eukaryota; Viridiplantae; Streptophyta; Magnoliopsida; Fabales; Fabaceae
Product: protein PEROXIN-4
Exons: 6
Coding region: 173-646 (157 amino acids)
Source: RefSeq, a predicted model, not a curated record